AAAACUUGAUUAUAAUAAUUAAUAAUAAUAGUAAAAUGAUGAAAUAAUGAAAAACUUUUUAAAUAAAAAUUAACGUAUGUAUGUGUAUAGGUAAGAUUUGUAUAAAAUUCUAUUAAAUUAUUUUAUGAAUUUCGCGCCACUAUUUGUUUUGCCGCGUAACCUAACCUCCAAAAGAUUCAAACAAAUUGCAGUCCGUUUGAACUUUCCAGUUAAAAUAUAAAAAAAACACAAACUAAUAAAUUAAUAGGCUAUAAUAAAUAACCGAACGACAGAAAUUAAUGUGAAAAUGCCAAGCGUUAAAUUAAUGUUAAGAGGCGUGAGUGUGGAUUUUCCAUUCGAACCUUAUGAAAUCCAGAAAAAUUACAUGGAAAAAGUAAUUGAGUGCCUUCAAAAUGAAACAAACGCAGUUCUAGAAUCACCGACAGGUACAGGAAAAACCCUGUCAUUGCUUUGCUCAACACUUGGCUGGCUUCAAGUGAAAAAAGCACAGGUUCAGGCCCAGCGACAAAGUUCAAUUUACCAUGGAGAGGAACAAGGAUUUGUUGGUAAUAUAUUGAAAGAGUUACAACAACAGGUUGGCAGUCAGAAAAGUAAUGGAAGAGCAUUCAUGGGCAUGCCAACGAUUAUUUAUGCAUCAAGGACACAUUCACAACUUUCGCAGGCUAUGAAUGAACUGAAAGCAACUUCUUACAGUCACAUGAGAGCUUGUAUUUUGGGGUCCAGAGAACAGAUGUGUAUACAUCCAGAUGUUGCACAAGAACAAAAUAACUCAACAAAGGUCCAAAUGUGUCGAAUAAAAGUAAAAACUCGAUCGUGCCACUUCCACAAUCGUGUUGAGCGGAAGAAGGACGAACCAUUUAUCCAUCAAAUGCCCAUAAUCGACAUAGAAGAUAUCGUUAAACUGGGCAACCAGCACAAAUUUUGCCCAUAUUACAUGUCUAAAGAAUUGCACAACCAGGCUGACAUAAUAUUUAUGCCCUACAAUUACCUGCUUGAUCCCUCGGCACGGAAAUCAUUAGGCGUGGAACUCGCCAAUAACGUGGUAAUUUUGGAUGAGGCUCAUAAUAUUGAACGAAUUUGCGAGGAGGCUGCAUCCUUGCAAAUUAAAUCGACUGAUAUAACUUUAGCAAUUGAAGAAGUGACAACAGUUAUGAAAAGCAUGUCUGAGGAAGUCCCCAGUUUUGAUGAUUCUCCAAAAGAUUUUACAGCUGAAGACCUAUGCAUUCUUAAACAGGCGUUAUUGGAUUUUGAAAGCGCUUUGGAUAAUGUUGAACUGCAAAAUGAGAAGGAUGGCACCACUUUUGAUGGAGAUUUCAUUUAUAAACUAUUUGCAAACGCUCAAAUUCUAGAAACGAAUUAUAUGAAGUUUGUAGGUUUUAUAGAGAAAAUUGUUCAGUUUUUGGUUACACUGAGUGAUGGUCCUUUUCAAAGGCGGGGAAAUGGAUUGCAACUGUUUGCUGACUUAAUGACUGUAGUUUUUUCCACUGCUUCAUAUAAAGCAAAAGUUCAAAAAUGUUAUAAGGUGCAUAUUUUAUUAGAAGAACCAAAGAAGAAAGGCAAGGAUAAUUGGCUGAGUAAAGCCACAGCGAAAGCUGGCUGUAGAAUUUUAAAUUAUUGGUGCUUCAGUCCUGGUUUUGGCAUGAAUAUGUUAAUGGACCAAGGAAUAAGAUCAUUGAUUCUUACAAGUGGCACUUUGGCUCCUUUAAAUCCUCUUAUAUCAGAACUGCAACUGAGAGUUAAUGUGAGAUUGGAAAAUCCUCAUGUAAUAUCUGGCAGUCAGAUUUGCGUGAAAAUUGUACCCAAGGGACCUGAUGGAAAGAAUCUAAAUUGUAACUAUCAAAAUCGGGAGAACCCAGCUUUUAUAACUUCAUUAGGAUUUACAAUUUUCAACAUAACUCGCCAUGUACCAAAUGGCUUACUUAUAUUUUUUCCGUCAUAUCCUUUGAUGCAAAAGUACCAAGAAUUUUGGCAGGGGAAUGGAACUUGGAGCAACAUCAAUAACAUCAAACCAAUUUAUGUUGAACCAAGGGACAAAAAUUCAUUCCAAAGCGCCAUGGUCGAGUACUACUCUAAAGUGGAUGAUCCUGUGUACAAAGGAGCGAUAUUCAUGGGAGUUUGCAGAGGUAAAGUAUCGGAGGGAUUGGAUUUCGCGGACGGUAAUGGACGUGCGGUCUUGGUGAUCGGACUGCCGUACCCUCCAAUGAAAGAUCCCAGGAUUGUACUCAAAAAGCUGUACUUGGAUCAAUGCAACGCCGAGAACAGGGAGUACUUGCGGGGUGAUGAGUGGUACAGUUUGGAGGCAACAAGAGCGGUUAACCAGGCCAUCGGCAGAGUCAUAAGACACCGUAACGAUUACGGAGCUAUUUUGUUGUUGGACGAGAGAUUCGAUUAUGGUAAGGUCAGACAGAAUCUGUCAAUGUGGCUCAGGCAACACAUUAAAGUUGCCAAGAAUUUUGGGGAAGUCAUCAAAGACAUCAGACAGUUCUUUCAAAGUGCUGAGGCUUCGUUGCCCAAGCCUAGUUUAAAGCCCAAAGUUAGUAAUACUCUUCCCGCGCAAUUUGAUACGAAAAUCAACAACUCUAACACAGAAUCUCAAAGCGUUUUUGAUAAAUUAAAUCCGAACGGGAGCGUACAAAUUCAUAAAAGAAAUGUAAAUGAGGAAUAUAAUCCGGCAAAAAGAAAAAAAAUUGUGUUGACAAGGCCAAAUUCUAAUUCUGAUGCUUCCACGUCCGUAAAUACGGAUGCAAAAGAAUUUAUUACUAUGGUAAAAAAAUGUUUAGAGGGAGACACAUAUUCUAUUUUUGUUAAAGCGAUGGGUUUGUAUAGGAAUAAAGGAAAUGUGGAAGAGUUAAUACAGGAAUUGGAUACUAUUUUUCGAAGCAGACCUAAUGUGAGGUAUCUUUUAACUGGUUUGGAAAGGUACAUCAAAUCGGAUCAUAAAGAAGCUUAUAAUAAUUAUGUACAAACUAUGCUUUAAAUAUGGGUGAAAUAAAAGCUUAUGUACUUUAGAUAUAUAUUUUUAUAUGUUCUUUAUACCAGUUACAUAAAUACAAUAUUUUUUGAU
Messenger RNA from Aethina tumida (small hive beetle), 3064 nucleotides. RefSeq names its product regulator of telomere elongation helicase 1 homolog (gene Rtel1). Gene Ontology annotation, biological process: negative regulation of t-circle formation; DNA recombination; DNA repair. Lineage: Eukaryota; Metazoa; Arthropoda; Insecta; Coleoptera; Nitidulidae. Gene Ontology annotation, molecular function: ATP binding; DNA polymerase binding; DNA helicase activity. The record is from RefSeq and is a predicted model, not a curated record. The transcript is spliced from 8 exons. Gene Ontology annotation, cellular component: nucleus. Bases 287 to 2977 code for a protein of 896 amino acids.